AUGGAGGGGGUAGGUGGGGGAAAUUUGCAGAAAGUCACUCCUUUAGCUAGAGAAUUAUCCCGGAUCUUCAACAGCUACAAUAAACACUCCAUACAACUGAAAAAGAAUCUGAAGGAGACCAACGCAUUUUUCCGGGAAAUAAAACGCAACUACAGUAACGCCUGCGCAUCGGCCGCCAGCUCGGAGGCAGCUGCUCUGGAGGCAGGUAAGAAUGUAAACCUGUUCAAAUUUGUUACCUAUAAUUACCGCUUUUCUCGGCAUCAUCACAACAGAAUGUUCAGUAAAACUCCCACAUUCCUCAGAAAACGUCAUGCUUAUUCAAACAUGCAUAGCUAACUAGACCAUAUUAAAUGGUUAGGUUGUCACAUCAUGUCACACACACUUCAGUACUUGAGGUUACAUUUAUCCAUGCAGCUACAGUACUAGCAUUAUAAUAUGCCUGACACUGAAGGACCCUGUCUGAUUAUUUUACAUUCUACAGACUGCCUUCAUUGAGAGCCACCACUCAACAAGUUUUGGAAUGUGCUCAUUGGUUCCAGUGUAAAACCCUAUUAACUUUAGACAAGCCCCAUAAACAUAUCAGACUCAAGCAUAGGAAUGUCUGUCAUUCUAUAAUGAGUUUGAGUGGAAACUCUUCUGAUUGUGAUCAAGGAGGACUGAAUUAGGUACAGCAGACUCUGCACAUCCCAUAAUGUUCCAAUUAGGAAUGUGCUGCUGACGUCAGGCAAUUCCUGAAGGGCCACAGGUUUCUGACCUGUAAUCCAUUCAUAUACAGUGGUGGGAUGGCAUUAACAGGUGGAUUGUUAAUAGCUAAACUGUCUUCUGAAUGGGAGUAAUGAGGUAGUCUAAAUUCCCCCACAGGAAAAAAAAAGACUGUUCUUUGCCCGGAAAGAGAUUUACUUGGCAACACAUUGACGGUAGAAAAUGCAUUAAAUAGGAUUUAGAGGGAAAAAUUAAGAGAUUAGGGCCAGCUAAAGUCUUUCUCAACAGUAUGACCUGACAAAAGGCACCCAGUAUGCUGAGAUUCCCGCUUAAGAAAGAACUGAGGCUAAAAAUGUAUGCACUCACUAACUGUAAGUCGCUCUGGAUAAGAGCGUCUGCUAAAUUACUAAAAUGUAAAAUGUAAAACGAAGCAUGUACUGAUGAUGAAUAACAUAUAAGUAGGUUAUAUAUCCACUUGCUGUAAGCCAUCCUCAUUUCAUCCUAUUUUCAACUCUACACUAGUCACUGCACUAGUUAAUUUGGGGAUUGCCUGACUUCGAGAUGUGUGCGGGCUGAUGAGCAGAGUGUGAGUGUGAUUCUCACAUUCCUGUUUAGGAGAUGUGAGUUCUUUUGAGCCACUGUCUAAUAGGGCUGUCAUUCAAGCCCAACCUUCCUGUCCACUAAGGUAUGUUUGUGGGGUUAGUGUCUCCACUACACACAUUUACACACACAUUUACCAAUAAUAUUUAAACAUCCUCAAUCUAGUGCAUCUAGAAUGUAAAAUUUCAUGUGAAAGCAAAUCUAACCUUAUCCUUUCCAUCAAGUAGGGCUAUACAUAUCUUUCAGUCUAACAACAAACCACAUAGUGGUUGUCAUGCCAGAUGACAUGCUUCAAGCUCUAGUAACAUGCUACAAAAUGUGACCAGUCAUCACUGAACGGAAAGUGCAGCUGUUUAGCCUAAUUCCAAGUGGAUGUUUUAGCCUAUAGGCCUAUUUUUAUACAAAACCUUAUUAGUGUUCGAAUCCAGGCUCUGUCGUAGCCGGCCGCGACCGGGAGACCCAUGGGGCGGCGCACAAUUGGCCCAGCGUCGUCCAGGGUAUGGGAGGGAAUGGCCGGCAGGGAUGUAGCUCAGUUGGUAGAGCAUGGCGUUUGCAACGCCAGGGUUGUGGGUUUGAUUCCCACGGGGGUAUGAAAAAAACAGUCACCGCCUUUAGAAUCACACACACACACACACACACACACACACACACACACACACACAUAUGGUCUUUCUGGCCUCAAUUAAAAACCUUAUAAAUGCCAUAGUUGUGAUAAAAUGAGCUGCCACCUCUUAAGCAAGGUGUCAUAAGUGAACUUGAAUACAAUACCAAAUUAGAUGUAGACAACAGUACAGUAGGUAUCUUUUUAAAAAUGAAUUUACUGUGGUUCAAUCAUUCAUUGUAUUAUAAAGCCUACUGCGUGCAAAAUGUUUUAGGCCAAACACCAUGCAGAGAAAUACCAGAUUAACAGCUGCAGAGGAAACAGAGUGGCAGAGUGGAGAAAGAGGGAGUGAAUAUAAUGGGUGGGGAGGGAAAAAGAGAACCAGAGUAGAGUAGUCCAUUGCUGUCUUUGUCUGUUGUAUAACUGCUUUAGACCGUGACUCCGCAUCAUGGAGGAUUAUGACCAUUUCCUGUAAUGAACUUAGGUUGAAGAUGACAAAGGUUAAGACAACUGUAUUCUAAUAUCCCAUAACUCUUUGCAACAAUGGGGAAGAAUUCUAAACAAUGGGACUAGCAAUGCGAGCGAAAAUUACUGGAAGGGAAUCUUAGCAGUACAGAAAGUUUGCCAUCAAAGUGGAAAAUAAACACAAUCAUAGUGCAUUUCAGCUAACUACUCAGCAAAUACGUAGCAUAACUGCUUUACUGUCAUUCUAAUCAUUAAAACGUUUUUCUAAUGAUCUACAGCCACUUUACUACUUGAUGUCCCGACAGCUGGUCACGUUUUCUAUGCUAAUCCUGUAGAAUCAGCAACGGCGCUGGUCCAAUUAUUAUUAUUGUUAUUUUUUGAAUGCUCCCACAUGGAAUUAUUAUGUUGUCUUAACCUGUAUAUUUUCGACCUAGUGAUGAACCAGGAUGAAUUGGUUGUGCUGUUAAUAUGGAUUGCCACAGAGAUGGGUCAGGACAUAACAGACAAGGGCUUAAGGAGGGGCUUUGAAGUAAACACAAUAGAUUCUCCCUCAGGCCUUUCCUAUGCCAGAGGUGCAGAGACAGAGAGAUGCCAGACACCAGUUCACAACAGGUUGUUAUUUCUCUAUUGCAAGCCAAUCCGUUGGAAUUUGCACACAUUCAAAGUGGGAUGUUAGAUGGUGUUAUAACAUUACAUUGUAUUAUCAAUUUAUUCAGAUUUUUACUAGGCCUAAUACCUGAAGAAAAAGGCUUCUUCAUUAACCCUCAGAAGGGAGAGGGACAACAGAUCAAGCCCCCCCCUGACCACCAUUACUAUUCCCUGUUCCCUUCUAUACACCCACAUGUUGUUGUCCCUUCUCUUCCUAGGCCAGCUGAGCUGCAUCUCCUUCCCCCGGCAUGAGGAGGAGUUCCUGCAAAGCAGCGUGGGCAGCGCCCCCUACGUCCUGGUACUUGGUCAGGACUGUGCCGCGCGUUACCAGCUGCUCAACUGCCUGCUGGGGGAGCGGCUCUUGCCCCUGGGGCCAGAGGCGGGCGAGGCCUGCGAUGGCGUCCAGGGCACCGCCUGCAAGAGGAGGAAGCUGUGCUUCACCCACGGGCGCCAGACGCGACUUAGCCUAGCGUUGCCCGGCCAGUAUGAGCUGGUGCACCAGCUGGCGGCCCACUGCGGGCGCUGGGAUACGGUUCCCCGGGAGGACCUGGAGAUCCAGGAGGAGUGUGAGGACCCCGCCCACAGGCUGGCCGAGUUGGAGAUCACCCUGCACCACCCUCUGCUACAGGUAUACACACACAUACAUUUGCAUAUGUGAGGAGGAUUCCGAUGGUGGGAGUCUUGUUGAUGUAUUUGCAAUGUAAGCCUACACAAAGCACAUAGUAACAGGAGAAAUGGUCAAGGGUCCUUUUACUUAUUGGUAUGCUCAUUGACGUUACAGCAUUGAUUUGAUAAAUGCCUGAUUUGUUGGCGCGCUUGAGAGUGAGUCUUUGAGUUUUUGACUUUGAUUGAUGAUACUGUCAUCUCACUGAUGAUAUGUUAGUUCUCUCUCUUAUGGGAACUAGAAGGGUAGGCUUGUUUUUCGUCUUUCUCUCCAGGCUGGAAACAUUACUCUCACACGUGGCUUAGCUGACACAAAGGUUACUGCACAGAGUAGAUCAGUCCCCAUGUUAGUCAGAGCUCUCCCUCUCUGGUGCCUGUGGCACCAGAGGACUAGUGGACUUACAGAGGACUAGUGGACUUGUCUACCAGGUGGACAGACAUAGCCCAUCUUGCUCGGCUGACUAACAUGCCUUGGUGUGUGGAUUGCACUGUGCUCGCUUGUUGUCACGUGCGGGUUGAGAAAAGUAGCACUUAAUCCUUCAAACAAAGGCCUCGCUUAGCUGGUCGCCAUGGAAGCCAGGCUCCAGACAGCCCUGAGACGUACGCGUUAGCGAGGCCCUGCCUGCACUGCUUUGUAGGCCGCCGCCCACCCCCACCUUACGUAAUGGCCCUGGUCUGGUGCGAUUCACAUGACCGGGGCACAUAAGGAAAAAAACUUCCCAAGUUAAACCCUUCACUGCGAUGAGGAAGUUGCCAUGGUUACGACUGGAUCCUUCCCGCAGGGCACUAUUUAUUAGCCCAUGUCAUAGUUUGCCGCCUUUCAGUGUUUUGCCAAAUUCAUUAUGAUAGCAAGCUUAUUAUUUGGAGCACAAAAAGCUGAUAUCAGGUUGCCCUGUCCUUGGGUUUUGUCGUUUUUGUGUUAAAUUGGCGAGGCAGGAUUCUGAGUGUGAAUGGAGUAGUGACGGCGCCAGUGUAAGUCAAUAUGUGAUGACCUAUGUGAUUACUCACACAUUAAAUAAGUCUUAUGAAGUGGUGCUCCCUUACCCAUCUUAUUUUUCCUGUUUUGUUUUCAGGUAGGCUAAACAGGGAGAUAUUGUUUACGCAAUGAUUAAAGAGACCUUACCUGAGAAGCUGUAAAAUUCAGGCUGGUAUGUAAUGUUUCUGAUGCUUGUCAACCUGAUUCAUCUUGUCAUGAUAAUGCAAAUGCAUGUGCCAGGUUAGGUAGGCUAGGCUAUGGUUUAUUUAGUCAGAGCAGUAGUUCAGAGAGAUGCACCCAGCUGCUGCUGUUUACUCAGGGGGGCUAGAGGCAGGCAGGCAGGGAAGCAGCUCUCAGCCAACUGUGACAUUCACACAGCCAUGGCAGAGUCAGAGCGCCCCGUUUUGGGAGGCCAGGAGAUAAAAGGGUUAACUCUCUAAUUACCUUCCCCUCCCCACCCCUGGGCUCCCCACUCCUCUUUUUCCCAAGUUAGCCACACAAUGACACACAUGACUGGGAUAGUGCUAACCUAUGUAUGGAUGCAUUUCUCAGAUAACCUCCCCGACAUCAGUCUGCCACAAGUUCAUAUAGCCUAGAAUGUCAUGCUUGUUUUUUAACAAUGGGUCGAGACAUCUUUAGCAUAGACUCUCCAAGAAUGCUAUUAUUGGAUCAUACCAUUUGAAGGGACAAACAUUUAUUAGGAACAUUAGAAGUUCGAAAGCUUUUUAGAUGUGUUUCUAUAUCUAGAGAAUGUUUUCGACUGAGAAGAAAACAUCUAUUGGUAUGCAGAUUGUGGGUUGCUACCGUCCAUUAUUGUCUGAUAUAGGGGUAAAUCCAUUUGAAUUCAAUCACUUUUUGACAGCCUCCCUUUAUUAUUAUAAUAAUAAUAAUAAUACUUUUGGGGGGGUGCUUAUAUUUGUCCUGUUACUCAGUGUGUAAUGGAAAUGUGUUUUUUUGCAUAUCCCAACUCCCCCUGAGACACCCGCAGGGAGUGGGGUCACAGCCAGGGUCGUCAUUGUGGAGCAAUUAGGGUUAAGUGCUUUGCUCAAGGGCACUGCAACAGAUUUUUUCACCUUGUCGGCUCCGGUAUUCGAACCAGCAUCCUUUUUGAUUUAAACAAAACUUUCCAUACAUGUUUGCCCAUGAAAGAAGUGGUCAGAAAGUGACUUUUUGGACCUGAAUGCCAAAAUAUUCAGGAGAUAAAGGUGCUCAAAGUUGACCCGUUUUCCAUACCCCACCAUACUAUGAGACAUCCAUGUCUUCAUCACUGGAAAAGAUAAACGGUUGAGUUUGAUAUCAUUUAAAAUCUUACAAACAGUGUUGUCAAACUAUUUUAUAAUUUCUUUAAUUUUAUUUAAAAAAAAAAUAAAGUUAUGGAAUUGUUUCACCUUUAACGUCAUUAUCUAAAAACUUGUAAACUCCGUUUUUUUUUCUUAAUAUUUGCACAUGUAGCUUAGACCCUACUUUACAUAAUAAGAGGUUUUUUGUUUCACCUGCCAUCGGUUGAGACACAACAUGCUCUUGAAUACAGUGUGGGUGUAAUUUCAAUCAUAGAAAUAUAAUUCAUAGAAUGGACCUAUCCCGUUAGACCACUGCAGUUUAGCUGGCACACUAUUGAAAUACAAAUGUAAUUGACAUGUAAACUUCUAAUUACUACCACGAAGAUGGCCGCCGGUCAUGUCUAUUCUAUUAUUUAUAUUUUCUAUGAUUUCAAUAGGUUUCCUAUGGAGGUUUGACAGUAUAAUUUAAAACAACAGAUAUUCCCAUUCAAGUCAACAUUCUCUGAUGUGUGGACCUCCAACCAUCUUUGAAAUGUAAAUGUUAUUUCCAUUUUAAUAAAUGUAUCAGCCAAAACAUGACACCCACCCUGUAUUCAAGAGUAUUUUGUGUCUGAACCGAUGGCGGGCAAAACACAAAAACCUCAGAUGACGGAAUAUACGGUUAUGAGAAUAUGAAGAAAAAAAUCUGAGUUUACGCGUUUUUAGAUAGUUGACGUUUAAGGUUAAAAAAUGCAAUGUUUUAUUAACAUAUUUUCAAAAAAUUAUAAAAUAGUUUGACAACCCUGUUUGUAAGCUUUUAAAUGAUAUCAAUCUUAACUGUUAAUAUUUUCCAGUGAUGAAGACAUGGAUGUCUCAUGGUAUGCAACAUUUUAGCACCUUUAUCUCUUUAAUGUUUUGGCAUUCAGGUCAAAAAAGUCACUUUCUGAGCACUUCUAUAAUGGGCAAAUCUGUAUAGAAGGUUUUGUUCAAAUCAAAAGGGGUGCUGUCAUUUUACCCAUAGGGGUGAUACAAUAUUCUUCAAAAUAUCCCAUAGAUAUUCAGCUGUUGGACUACAUUUGGAAAUUGACUGCAUUAUGGCAAUUCAAACAUUCUAUUUAUGUUUGAAUGGUUGUGAAGAAAUGUUUGCAGGCUAUCUUUGUUCUAAAGAGACUGCUCAGUUGGCCACAGCUCUUGUUACUUGGAGACAGGACUGACUGUCUCCUUUGUGUGGCUGUGUUAGUCAUUUCUCUCUCUCUCUCUCUCUCUCUCUCUCUCUUACACUCUGCCCCCCCCCCCCCCCCCCUCCCUUCCUCUUCCUCUUUCCCUCUCACGCUCUCUUGUUCUAUUUCUGUGGCUGUUACUGUGUAAUUCAUCAAACGUGGAGUGAAAAUGUUUUCUUGCUUAGUUUUCUGUUGCCCUCCCAUACCCUUUCCCAUGACCAGACAGGUCUGUGUGUGUUUGUGUUUAUGGGGGAUGGCACUGGCAGCACAUACUACGUCUGAGUUUCCUGUCUCUGACUUUUCUCAUUCGUCUAUGUCCCAGUUAGAAAAACAAUAAUGUGACUGGUAGUAGUAUAUGUGGGAGCCAAUUGGGACUGGAGAAAUAUUGUGUACUCCCCUGCACCCUGCAUGUUUACUCAACCUAGGAAUCUUUUUAUUUAAAAAACGCCCUAUUAACACAUGUUGCUGUUUCCUUUUUUUCCCCCCUCUUUUCUUUGAAAUCUUUUUUUAUAAGCUUUUUUUAAUUAUACAGAUAACACAGACAGAACAGGUAGAGGGCAAAACACACUUUGAUCCCCUACCAAAUCAACCCCCCCUGCCCCACCCCAAAACCAGACUUAAAGCAUGCAUGAUAUACAAUUAGUAAUAUAAUCAAAAAGUAAAAAAAAAAAAAAAGAUAUUAUAAAACAAAAGUAAAAAAAAUAGUUAAAAUAGUGAUACAAAUUCUAAUAUGGGUUGGUUUAUGGAGUUGUGAAAUUAGCUGGGUCCAUGUCUUCUACAAAGGAUAGGAAAGGUUGCCAGAUAUUAUAAAAUGUAAUUGCAGAUCCCCUAACGGAGUAGCGUAUUUUCUCUAGCUUGAGAUGUUGCAUAACUUCCUUUAUUUAAUGUUUAAAAGUAGGAGGAAACCGAUCCUUCCACUUAAAUAGUAUAAGACGUCUAGCUAGAAGAGUAGUAAAUGCCAGCAUGUUGCCCAUAGAACUGUUUAGACGGGCCUCCUGUGGUGCCACUCCGAAAAUGCAAUAAAGACAGAAGGUUCUAUAGGUCUCUCCAGUAUCUUAGAAAACGUCUCAAAAAUUGAUAUCCAGAAAUCUGUCAAUUUCAGGCAUGUCCAAAACAUGUGCAAUAAAGUAGCAGGAGCCCGCUUACAUCGGUCACAAGUGGGAUCUAUUUCUGGUCUAAUUUUGGAUAAUUUUGCCUUUGACCAAUGCAGCCAAUGAACUAUUUUAAAUUGAAUUACAGUCUUAGACAUAUAUAUGAAUAAUGUAUUCUCUGAAGCAUACUCUGCCAAAUUUCAUCUGAAAGUUGUUCACCUAAAUCCUCUUCCCGUUGGUUCUUAAGAGAGUUCAGGGAAUCCAGAUUAUGCGAGUUUAAUAACGUUGUCACGGUCGAGGUAAGGAGUAGACCAAGGCGCAGCGUGAUGAACAAACAUGACUUUAAUUAGUUAAAGCACGAAACAAAACAAGAAACGACUCGUGACGUCCACGGUAUCAAUGACCGAACACGGAACAAAAACCCACAACCACAAAGGGAAAACAUACAGUUUAAAUAUGGCUCCCAAUCAGAGACAACCAGCCAACAGCUGACACUCGUUGCCUCUGAUUGGGAGUCACUCAGGCAAACAUAGAAUACAACAAACUAGAAUGAACACCAACAUAGAAAUACACACAUAGAAAUGAACACACCCUGGCUCAACAUAAUGAGUCCCAGAGCCAGGGUGUGACAGUACCCCCCCCUAAAGGCGCGGACUGCGACCGCGCCUCAACUAAACAAACCAGGGGAGGGCUGGGCGGGCAUACCUCCUCGGCGGCGGUUCUGGCUCCGGCCUUGACCACCACCCUCCAAUACACCCCCCAUAGUGCCCCUGGUCCAGUCUGGCCCCGCCGGCUGGAGCAGGACUGGACUUAACAGGAGCGAUCCUUACCAGGCUGUCGACUCGCACCCCUGGCUUGGUGCGUGGAGGAGGAACGGGCCUUACCAGGCUGACGACUCGCACCCCUGGCUUGGUGCGUGGAGGAGGGACGGGCCUUACCAGGCUGACGACGCGCACCCCUGGCUUUGUGCGUGGAGGAGGAACGGGCCUUACCAGGCUGACGACUCGCACCCCUGGCUUGGUGCGUGGAAGAGGGACGGGCCUUACCAGGCUGACGACUCGCACCCCUGGCUUGGUGCGUGGAAGAGGGACGGGCCUUACCAGGCUGACUUCUCGCACCCCUGGCUUAGUGCGAGUGGCAGGAACAGGCCGGACCGGGCUGGCGACGCGCACCGUAGGUUUGGUGCGUGGAGCAGGGACAGGCCGGGCUGGGCUGUCGACGCACACCGUAGGCUUGGUGCGUGGAGCAGGGACAGGCCGGGCUGGGCUGUCGACGCACACCGUAGGCUUGGUGCGUGGAGCAGGGACAGGCCGAACCGGGCUGUGGAGACGGAUAGGAGGCCUGGAGUGAAGAGCGGCCACCACCCGUCCUGGCUGAAUGCCUACCCUCACACACUCUGUGUGAGGCAUCCGCACAGGACGUACAGGGCGGUGUACCCCUGGCCUGGUGGCCUUCUGGAUCCGCCCCCUUUUCUACUCCGUCAGCCCCGUCGUCCAUGCCGUGUGCCCCCCCCUAAAAAUUUUCUGGGGUUGCCUCACGACCGUCCGACGACGACCCUGAUCACGCCGUAGCUCCUCUCUACGGCGCGCCUCCACCGUCUCUUCUCCCGGCACUUCCUCCCAUGUCCAGCCCAAGAGCUGCCCCUGGACACGCUGCUUGGUCGUUGCAUGGUGGGUUUUUCUGUCACGGUCGAGGUAAGGAGUAGACCAAGGCGCAGCGUGAUGAACAAACAUGACUUUAAUUAGUUAAAGCACGAAACAAAACAAGAAACGACUCGUGACGUCCACGGUAUCAAUGACCGAACACGGAACAAAAACCCACAACCACAAAGGGAAAACAUACAGUUUAAAUAUGGCUCCCAAUCAGAGACAACCAGCCAACAGCUGACACUCGUUGCCUCUGAUUGGGAGUCACUCAGGCAAACAUAGAAUACAACAAACUAGAAUGAACACCAACAUAGAAAUACACACAUAGAAAUGAACACACCCUGGCUCAACAUAAUGAGUCCCAGAGCCAGGGUGUGACAAACGUAUAGAUCAAGCAUAUGCCCCCUUUGAUAUAAGGGUUCACUUUAAAAAAUAUAAUCUAGAAGGGAGGUAGGUGGGCAUGAUGGGAAGUGACUAGAGUAUGAAGAUACAAAACUACGCAAUUGUAGGUAUCUAAAGAAAUGGGAUCUAAGAAUAUUGAACUUUUGUACUAACUGUUCAAAAGAUGCAAAAUCCAUAUCAAUGUACAAGUCGUUCAGUGAGGAGAUCUCUUUUCCAGACCAGAUAUGAAACGCCCUGUCUACUGUUUCCUUUAUUUUGGCAGUUACCUGUAGGUGUUUUAUUUUUCCACAACAUUUAUAUACAGUUGAAGUCGGAAGUUUACAUACACUUAGGUUUUCAACCACUCCACUAAUUUCUGGUUAAUUUCCAAACUAUCGUUUUGGCAAGUCGGUUAGGACAUCUACUUUGUGCAUGACACAAGCAAUUUUUCCAACAAUUGUUUACAGACAGAUUAUUUCACUUAUAAUUCACUGUAUCACAAUUCCAGUGGGUCAGAAGUUUACAUACACUAAAUUGUCAUGGCUUUAGAAGCUUCUGAUAGGCUAAUUGAAAUCAUUUGAGUCAAUUGGAGGUGUACCUGUGGAUGUAUUUCAAGGCCUACCUUCAAACUCAGUGCCUCUUUGCUUGACAUCAUAGAAAAAUCAAAAGAAAUCAGCCAAGACCUCAGAGAAAUUUGUAGACCUCCACAAGUCUGGUUCAUUGUUGGGAGCAAUUUCCAAACACCUGAAGGUACCACGUUCAUCUGUACAAACAAUAGUACGCAAGUAUAAACACCAUGGGACCACGCAGCCGUCAUACUGCUCAGGAAGGAGACGCGUUCUGUCUCCUAGAGAUGAAUGUACUUUGGUGCGACAAGUGCAAAUCAAUCCCAGAACAACAGCAAAGGACCUUGUGAAGAUGCUGGAGGAAACUGGUAAAAAAGUAUCUAUAUCCACAGUAAAACAUGUCCUAUAUCGACAUAACCUGAAAGGCCACGCAGCAAGGAAGAAGCCACUGCUCCAAAACCGCCAUAAAAAAGCCAGACAACGGUUUGCAACUGCACAUGGGGACAAAGAUCUUACUUUUUGGAGAAAUGUCCUCUGGUCUGAUGAAACAAAAAUAGAACUGUUUGGCCAUAAUGACCAUCGUUAUGUUUGGAGGAAAAAGGGAGUGCUUGCAAGCCAAAGAACACCAUCCCAACCAUGAAGCAUGGGGUAGCAGCAUCAUGCUGUGGGGGUGCUUUGCUGCAGGAGGGACUGGUGCACUUCACAAAAUAGAUUGCAUCAUGAGGAAGGAAAAUGAUGUGGAUAUAUUGAAGCAACACCUCAAGACAUCAGUCAGGAAGUUAAAGCUUGGUCGCAAAUGGGUCUUCCAAAUGGACAAUGACCCCAAGCAUACUUCCAAAAUUGUGGCAAAAUGGCUUAAGGACAACAAAGUCAAGGUAUUGGAGUGGCAAUCACAAAGCCCUGACCUCAAUCCUAUAGAACAUUUGUAGGCAGAACUGAAAAAGCGUGUGUGAGCAAGGAGGCCUACAAACCUGACUCAGUUAAACCAGCUCUGUCAGGAGGAAUGGGCUAAAAUUCACCCAACUUAUUGUGGGAAGCUUGUGGAAGGCUACCCAAAACGUUUGACCCAAGUUAAACAAUUUAAAGGCAAUGCUACCAAAUACUAAUUGAGUGUAUGUAAACUUCUGACCCACUGGGAAUGUGAUGAAAUAAAUAAAAGCUGAAAUAAAUCAUUCUCUCUACUAUUAUUCUGACAUUUCACAUUCUUAAAAUAAAGUGGUGAUCCUAACUGACCUAAGACAGGGAAUUUUUACUAAGAUUAAAUGUCAGGAAUUGUGAAAAACUGAGUUUAAAUGUAUUUGGCUAAGGUGUAUGUAAACUUCCGACUUCAACUGUAAGUGUCGUUGAGCUGAUGAGUGCUGCUAUGACCAUUUCAAUGAUAAAAGUAUAUUCCCUGCUCUGUCAGGAGGCGAAAAUCAUGGUGGUGCCGUGCCCCAGUGUCCAGCCCAUCGAGGAGGCCCUGGAGGACUGUACGCGUAACGUGGUUCCCAUCAUGCUCUACGCCCUCAACCAGGACUCCCUCACUGCUGAGCAGGUGGCUGAGCUAAUGAAAGUCAAAGAGAUGCUCAUCUUCCCCAUUUGCUUCGUCCGUAUCCCUGCCACCCCACCCGAGGCCUCCCCCGAGCCCAGCCGGCGCCUGGAGAAGGAGAAGGAGAGGGAGAGGAGCCCCCUCUACAAGCAGCUGCUGUCCCUGGGCUUCCUCAGCACUCCGGUGGGAAACUGCUCCUGCGGAGCCCCCUCCCAGACACCCAGCCCGGCCGUCAAGCCCCAGAGCGUCCUGGGGGAGGCCUUUGAGAGGCUGCACCGCCUCCUGGUGCCCUUCGCCCGCCAAGUGCUCCACAACCAGCAGGUGGAGGUUGCUAACCUGCUUAACGGGGUCCACUGCCGCUGCCUUGACCUCUUCAUCAACCAGGUCAGUAGGGGGGCGGCUGUGUCUGUGGGAAAUAAUCAACCAAUCAAUUAGCUAAUCAAAUAAAAUCUGUAUAGCGUCACAAAAUGUAUAACAGAAACUUGUUUAAUUUGAAGGCAUGACUACAGUAGGGAGACAUUACUCUGACUAUGUAGUGGUAGUGGUGGCAGAUGGACUUUUCCUCCUCUCCCUGGUUGCAGGCAUUUGACAUGCAGAGGGACCUGCAGAUCACGCCGCGGCGGCUGGAGUACACACGGGAGAAGGAGGGCGAGCUGUUCACCUCCCUGAUGGCCAUCGCCAACCGCAAGCAGGAGGAGAUGAAAGAGAUGAUCGUGGAGACGCUGAGCAGCAUGAAGGAGCAGCUGCUGGAGGACGCUGCCAACCUGGAGUUCACAGGUACACUGCCUGUCACAGGCCACAAGGUCAAAGGUCAAAACUAAAGACUGAUACUGUAAAAUGUCUCUGAGAUCAUCGCAUACUAUAGUACUACUGACCCUAAGCUGACCCUCAGUUGUUGAUUAAUGACACUGAGUUGACAAGACACAACCUUGAGGUGACCUGUGUUGUAGCUCAGUAAAAAUACCUUAAUAGUUAAUGUGGGAGAUACAGCCGACACAAUAAGGAGAUACAGCCGACACAAUAAGGAGAUACAGCCGACACAAUAAGGAGAUACAGCCAAAGACACAAUAAGGAGAUACAGCCAAAGACACAAUAAGGAGAUACAGCCAAAGACACAAUAAGGAGAUACAGCCAAAGACACAAUAAGGAGAUACAGCCAAAGACACAAUAAGGAGAUACAGCCAAAGACACAAUAAGGAGAUACAGCCAAAGACACAAUAAGGAGAUACAGCCAAAGACACAAUAAGGAGAUACAGCCAAAGACACAAUAAGGAGAUACAGCCAAAGACACAAUAAGGAGAUACAGCCAAAGACACAAUAAGGAGAUACAGCCAAAGACACAAUAAGGAGAUACAGCCAAAGACACAAUAAGGAGAUACAGCCAAAGACACAAUUAGUUGAAAAAUGCGUCCUCAUCAAAGUGUUGACCUGGUAUGAACAGUGUCCAAGUUAUUUGCUGUUGCAGCAGCACAUGCUUCAUAUUAUGGCACAAUCAGAAAAACUAAAUUGUCUUUAUUUAAUUUUCACAAUGUUAUACUUUGACAGUGUCAGUUCAACCUGCAAGCCAGGACAGUUGCGACACUGUCACUCUCACAUUUUUGGACGUGAGCCAGAUUUGGAAUUUUUAUUUUAUUUUUAUUUCACCUUUAUUUAACCAGGUAAGCCAGUUGAGAACAAGUUCUCAUUUACAACUGCGACCUGGCCAAGAUAAAGCAAAGCAGUGCGAUAAAAACAACAACACAGAGUUACAUAUGGGGUAAAACAAAACAAAGUAAAAAAUACAACAGAAAUAAAUAUAUAUACAGUGUGUGCAAAUGUAGCAAGUUAUGGAGGUAAGGCAAUAAAUAGGCUAUAGUGCAAAAUCAUUACAAUUAGUAUUAACACUGGAAUGAUAGAUGUGCAAGAGAUGAUGUGCAAAUAGAGAUACUGGGGUACAAAUGAGCAAAAUAAAUAACAAUAUAGGGAUGAGGUAGUUGGGCGGGCUAAUUUCAGAUGGGCUGUGUACAGGUGCAGUGAUCGGUAAGGUGCUCUGACAACUGAUGCUUAAAGUUAGUGAGGGAGAUAAGUGUCUCCAGCUUCAGAGAUUUUUGCAAUUUGUUCCAGUCAUUGGCAGCAGAGAACUGGAAGGAAUGGCGGCCAAAGGAGGUGUUGGCUUUGGGGAUGACCAGUGAGAUAUACCUGCUGGAGCGCAUACUACGGGUGGGUGUUGCUAUGGUGACCAAUGAGCUAAGAUAAGGCGGGGAUUUGCCUAGCAGUGAUUUAUAGAUGGCCUGGAGCCAGUGGGUUUGGCGACGAAUAUGUAGUGAGGACCAGCCAACAAGAGCGUACAGGUCACAGUGGUGGGUAGUAUAUGGGGCUUUGGAGACAAAACGGAUGGCACUGUGAUAGACUACAUCCAAUUUGCUGAGUAGAGUGUUGGAGGCUAUUUUGUAAAUGACAUCGCCGAAGUCAAGGAUCGGUAGGAUAGUCAGUUUUACGAGGGCAUGUUUGGCAGCAUGAGUGAAGGAAGCUUUGUUGCGAAAUAGGAAACCGAUUCUAGAUUUAACUUUGGAUUGGAGAUUCUUAAUGUGAGUCUGGAAGGAGAGUUUACAGUCUAACCAGACACCUAGGUAUUUGUAGUUGUCCACAUACUCUAGGUCAGACCCGUCGAGAGUAGUGAUUCUAGUCGGGUGGGCGGGUGCAAGCAGCGUUCGGUUGAAGAGCAUGCAUUUAGUUUUACUAGUGUUUAAGAGCAGUUGGAGGCUACUGAAGGAGUGUUGUAUGGCAUUGAAGCUCGUUUGGAGGUUUGUUAACACAGUGUCCAAUGAAGGGCCAGAUGUAUACAAAAUAGUGUCGUCUGCGUAGAGGUGGAUCUGAGAGUCACCAGCAGCAAGAGCGACGUCAUUGAUAUACACAGAGAAAAGAGUCGGCCCAAGAAUUGAACCCUGUGGCACCCCCAUAGAGACUGCCAUAGGUCCAGACAACAGGCCCUCCGAUUUGACACAUUGAACUCUAUCAGAGAAGUAGUUGGUGAACCAGGCGAGGCAGUCAUUUGAGAAACCAAGGCUAUUUAGUCUGCCAAUAAGAAUGCGGUGGUUGACAGAGUCGAAAGCCUUGGCCAGGUCAAUGAAAACGGCUGCACAGUACUGUCUAUUAUCGAUCGCGGUUAUAAUAUCGUUUAGGACCUUGAGCGUGGCUGAAGUGCACCCAUGACCAGCUCGGAAACCGGAUUGCAUAGCGGAGAAGGUACGGUGGGAUUCGAAAUGGUCGGUGAUCUGUUUGUUAACUUGGCUUUCAAAAACUUUUGAAGGGCAGGAUGGAUAUGGGACUGUAACAGUUUCGAUCUAGAGUGUCACCCCCUUUGAAGAGGGGGAUGACCGCGGCAGCUUUCCAAUCUCUGGGGAUCUCAGACGUUACGAAAGAGAGGUUGAACAGGCUAGUAAUAGGGGUUGCGACAAUUUCGGCGGCUAGUUUUAGAAAGAAAGGGUCCAGAUUGUCUAGCCCAGAUGAUUUGUAGGGGUCCAGAUUUUGCAGCUCUUUCAGAACAUCAGCUGUCUGGAUUUGUGUGAAGGAGAAGUGGGGGGGGCAUGGGCAAGUUGCAGCGGAGGGUGCAGAGCUGGUGGCCGGGGUAGUGGUAGCCAGGUGGAAAGCAUGGCCAGCCGUAGCAAAAUGCUUGUUGAAAUUCUCGAUUAUUGUAGAUUUAUCGGUGGUGAUAGUGUUUCCUAGCCUCAGUGCAGUGGGCAGCUGGGAGGAAGUGCUCUUAUUUUCCAUGGACUUUACAGUGUCCCAAAACUUUUUGGAGUUAGUGCUACAGGAUGCAAAUUUCUGUUUGAAAAAGUUAGCCUUUGCUUUCCUAACUGCUUGUGUAUAUUGGUUCCUAACUUCCCUGAAAAGUUGCAUAUCGUGGGGGCUAUUUGAUGCUAAUGCAGUACGCCACAGGAUGUUUUUGUGCUGGUAAAGGGCAGUCAAGUCUGAGGAGAACCAGGGUUGUGUUCUUAGUUCUGUAUUUUUUGAAUGGGGCAUGUUUAUUUAAGAUUGAGAGGAAAUUACUUUUAAAGAACAACCAGGCAUCCUCUACUGACGGAAUGAGAUCUAUAUCCAUCCAGGAUACCUGGGCCAGGUCAAUUAGGAAGGCCUGCUCGCUGAAGUGUUUUUGGGAGCGUUUGACAGUGAUGAGGGGUGGUCGUUUGACCGCGGACCCGUUACGGACGCAGGCAAUAAGGCAGUGAUCGCUGAGAUCCUGGUUGAAGACAGCGGAGGUGUAUUUAGAGGGUAAGUUAGUCAGGAUGAUAUCUAUGAGGGUACCCAUGUUUACGGAUUUAGGGUUGUACCUGGUAGGUUCGUUGAUAAUUUGUGUGAGAUUGAGGGCAUCUAGUUUAGAUUGUAGGAUGGCCGGGGUGUUAAGCAUAUCCCAAUUUAGGUAACCAAGCAGUACGAACUCUGAGGAUAGAUGGGGGGCAAUCAAUUCACAUAUGGUGUCCAGGGCACAGCUGGGGGCUGAGGGGGGUCUGUAGCAAGCGGCAACAGUGAGAUUUAUUUCUGGAAAGGUGGAUUUUUAGAAGUAGAAGCUCAAACUGUUUGGGCACAGACCUGGAUAGUAUGAUAGAGCUCUGCAGGCUAUCUCUACAGUAGAUUGCAACUCCACCCCCUUUGGCAGUUCUAUCUAGACGGAAAAUGUUAUAGUUGGGGAUGGAAAUUUCAGAAUUUUUGGUGGCCUUCCUAAGCCAGGAUUCAGACACUGCUAGAACAUCAGGGUUGGCGGAGUGUGCUAACGCAGUGAAUAACUCAAACUUAGGAAGGAGGCUUCUGAUAUUUACGUGCAGAAAACCAAGGCUUUUACGGUUACAGAAGUCAACAAAUGAUAGCUCCUGGGGAGUAGGAGUGAUACUGGGGGCUGCAGGGCCUGGGUUAGCCUCUACAUCACCAGAGGAACAGAGGAGGACUAGAAUAAGGAUACGACUAAAGGCUUUAAGAACUGGUCUUCUAGUGCGUUGGGUACAUAGAAUAAAGGGGGCAGUUCUCCGGGCGUUGUAGAAAAGAUUCAGGGCAUUAUGUACAGAAAAUGAUAUGGAAGGAUAUGAGUACAGUUGAGGUAAACCUAAGCGUUGGGUAACAAUGAAAGAGAUAGCAUCACUGGAGGCACCGAUUGAGCCGGUCUCGGCGUGUAUGGGGGGUGGAACAAAGGAACUAUUUGAGGCAGUUUGAGAGGGACUAGGGGUUCUACAGUGAAAUUGUAUAAUAAGAACUAACCCAAACAGCAAUAGGCAAGGCAUAUUGACAAGGGAGAGAGGCAUAAAGCAAUCACAGGUGUUAUUAGAGAGAGCUAAGACAACAACUGGUAAUAGCGAUAAAGUUUGGGCUGAGGCUAAACAGAAUAAACAGGACAGGGUACCGUGUAAAGGAACAGUCCAGCAGGCAUCAGCUGUGCAGCUGAGUGAUCAUAAGGUCCAGUGAACAGCAAUAUGUGAGUCCGAGAGCAGUUCAAAUUGGUGCUUCAGCACAGCUAGCAGGGAGCACAGUUGUAGUUUGCGUGUGCUAGCGGGCCGGGGCUAGCAGAUGGAUCUUCGUGGUCGUCGCAACGGGAAGCCUGUUGAAACCACAUCAGACGAUUUCGUCGGCAAACCAGUCGUGUUGGAUCGGCGGGGCUCAGUGUCAACACUAGGAGGUCCCGUCCGGUUGACAGAGAGGUAGAUAGCCGGGAGAUGGGCCUGAGGCUAGCUCAAGGCUAACUGGUGCUUGCUAUAGGGCAAUGGUAAUUAGCCAACAACAGGUUGCAGCUAGCUAGCUGGUUGCGAUGAUCCGGCGCUAGGGUCCAGUGAUUCCGGCAGAAAGUCCGAUAAGCUCUGGGUCGAUAGCACGCUGUGAAUUGUCCAGGCUAGAGCUAGAGCUGGCUGGUGGAUAGUGUAGGCCACAGACAAUGGUGAAGAUGCUAACGGUGACUAAUAGCAAGUAGCCAUUCAGUUGCAGCUACACUAGUUUCAGCUUAAGGUUCUUGAUGAAAGUUAUAAAGAAAUAAUAGAAUCCUUUCCACGUUGGGUGAGGCGGGUUGCAGGAAAGUAUAUUUAGUUAAAGAAUGAAAAGUAAAAAUUGAGAAAUAUAUACAAAAUAGACCCAAAAAACAAGAAACGGGAUAUUUACACUAGGACAAUUAAUAAAACCGCGACCGCACUGCUACGCCAUCUUGGAUCAUAUGAUAGAGAUAACCUUGUUGUUCUCAAUUGUCGACUACGCUGAAAAACAAAAAAACUAAUAAUUUGCAAUGGACAAAACAAUGCAUCACAUUCACAAGUAUUAUGUCACACAACAUAUUUUCGGAGGACUGUUCUAUGUAAAAGGUGUCUGACUACAUGAACACCUCUGGAGAGUGAACAGGAGUGAGUGUGAUCUGGCAGAGGAAGCCCAGUCUCAAAGGGAAGGGGAUGUCCUCAGCUCAUUAUGUCAUUAUGCUGCUCCAUUACAGAAGAUGUCCAACUCGUGGCUCCCUCCCAGAGUAGAGCCCAUUCAGCCCGUCGUCAUGGCAGCCACUCCUAUUUAGAGUUGAGAGACCAGAGAGAGAGAAACCAGCGAGAGAGAGAGAGACCAGAGAGAGAGAGACCAGAGAGAGUGAGAGGCACACAGACCAGACAGUGACUGGCUGGAUUCAUAAGACACAACACUCCAGUGUUCAGUCUCAGUGCCAUUCAGUUAGCAACAGCAGCAGGUGUCAAUAUGAUACUAUGCCAAAAGCUCAUCAAAUGUUGCCAGAAAAAUUUCAUGAAUACCACAAAUUCCUCUUGACAGUUUACAAAAGACCAUUUAGCCUACUUGUAAAAUGUCCCAACUGUGAAAUUUCACCACACUUUUGUUCCAUUUGCAAAUGGCUCAAGAGUUCAAGGGACAGCCCUGUUCUAGCCGUGCAAUCAACAUAACCACACUAUAACACAAUAGCAUGAACUCAGUCACCGCAUGAGGGUUGCAUGGUAGUGGCGUGUAACCAACCUACAUUAUCUUUCACUCACGCUUUCAUUCACAUUAUCUCUCUUUCUGACCUCACAGACCUCAUAGUGGCGACCAACGGAGAGCCUGUUACCUCGAAGGACAUCAAGUCUUGCAUCCACCAGAUCCAGGAGCUGAUAGUGGUGAGGUUGAACCAGGCGGUGGCCAACAAGCUGAUCAGCUCUGUGGACUACCUGAGGGAGAGCUUCGUAGGAACCCUGGAGCGCUGUCUAAACAGCCUGGAGAAGUCCAACAUGGAGUCAUCUGUCCACAAUGUCACCUCCAACCACCUCAAACAGGUGUGUGAUUGUACAGUAUACUGUAUGUCAACCAUGUCAAAUGAAGCUUGUUUUGUUCAGAAGUGCCUUUUCUGUUUACUCUGUACUACAUUAUGUUGACCAUAUCAUUGAUAAGAUGUCCAAAUACCAUUAGAUAUCUGAGAUUAAUUCAAUAGAAGGAUUCCUCAAAAGUCAAUAGAAAAGACAGGAUAAAAGACAAUGACCUUUUUUCCUAUGAGACAGUUGGUCUAAGUUAAAUGAUAACAUCUUGUUCUGUUUUCUCUCCAUCUCACUUCCUCUCCUGGUCAGAUCCUUAACGCUGCCUAUCACGUGGAGGUGACCUUCCAUUCAGGAUCAUCUGUUACGAGACUCGUCUGGGAGCAGAUCAAACAGGUAACCAUUCCCAGUCAAGCCUCAGGAAUCUACUUCAAUUGUAGGGCUUUGCAAUAACAACAAAUGUUGAUUUGAUUUUAACCUUGAUUUAUUUCUGGUGUACUCUCUCUCUUUCUCUCUCUCUGUCUCUCUCUUCUGUCUCUCUCUCCUUCUCUUUCUCUCCUCCCCUAUGUAGAUCAUUCAGAGGAUAACGUUUGUGAACCCUCCUGCCAUCACUACAGAGUGGAAGAGGAAGGUGGCCCAGGAUGCCAUAGAAAGCCUGAGUGCUGCCAAGCUGGCUAAGAGUAUCUGUUCCCAGUUCAGAACACGACUCAACAGCUCCCACGACGCAUUCGCUGCCUCCCUGCGACAGGUACACCAACUAACUCUCAACCACAUUCCCAACCCGGCUUCAGCUAAUCUUUUUGUCUCAAACAAACUUUUUUAUGCACCUUCACGCUCUCCGUAAGGUGCCCUCUUCUCUAUUGCACUCUUCAUCCAAUCAGGUUUGGUCUUCGCUACUUUUUACUUUCUGUUUGAAAAGACGUUAUAAUUACCUUCUUUCAACCAUUCUCUGGUUGUAAUGAUGAUGUAAUUUCAACCAGUUUUGCCAGGUUCUCUCUUCACGCUAGCUCUUGGGACUUUAAAACCUUGCAAUGUGUCACUUCAGCAACUCUCCAGUUACAAAUUUAGUGUUGUAAGGAGUCUGAUUUUCUGCUUGAUUUUCUUUUACCUUUGAUGUCAAUGGUCAAAUUGCUGUGAUGGUUGUCCCCACAUGACUGACAAUGUGAUUCCCAUCAUUGAUAAAGACCCUUGUUAAGUAUCACAGUGAUUUCAACAAAGCCCAGUUUGAACUAGGACGCCAUAUUAGAGAUUAAAACACAAUAUAUUGAAAACAUGGAUUAUUUGGCCUGUGUUUGCCGGAAUGAUUUUAUGAUUUAUCUGAUAUCUAGGCCUAGAUUGUUUUUCUGUUUGCAGUUUGCAAUUGUUUUUUUUAUGAUGAUCUUAUCUUAUGGGUUUACAAGUAGCUGGAGUGUCGUUAACGUUUGUUGGGUUAAUUUCAACCAAUGAUGUGUGUGUGUGUGUGUAGCUGGAGGAGGGCCACACGGGGCGGUUGGAGCGUACUGAGGACCUGUGGCUGCGUGUGAGGAAGGACCACGCCCCGCGGCUGGCACGCCUGUCUCUGGAGAGCCGCUCCCUCCGAGACGUGCUACUGCAUGGUGAGACACACAGACUAGCUGCUCUAUCCACUGGGCCCUGGGCUCUAUCACCAACAGUAAACACUCUGCCUGGGUGCCACGCUCUCACAGGCUAAAAAGGCCCAGAACCUGUAUUUAUGACCGACAACAAAAUCAACAACACAAUAUUCUUCCAACUUUGUCAUGAAGUUGACCAGUAGUUGACAUUGAUGUCACUGGAGAUGUUGGUUUUGUGAAAAUGAAUUGACAUGUUUCUCUCUUCCUGGCAGGCAAGCCCAAGCUUGGGCGAGAGCUGGGGCGGGGUCAGUAUGGAGUGGUCUAUCUGUGUGACAGCUGGGGGGGACGCUACCCCUGCGCUCUGAAGUCAGUUGUACCGCCCGACGACAAGCACUGGAACGACCUCGCCCUGGAGUUUCACUACACCAGGUGAGCUGGCCCAGCCAGUGGAGAGGAAAGGGUUACGACAAGCUGCUGCUAUCCUAUAUGGCCACACCUGUGCCAUGGAUCUCAGACAUACCCUUUCAGUUUGGAGUUUUAACCAUUGCUGAAUGUACUAUAAUUUCAAUAAAGCAUGCCUUUAAACUGACACCUAAGGUAGUAAUAGAAAGUCAACUGAGUGAACUUAUUUUGCAGUAUAAAAAUUGGUCCAUACUCAAGUGAAAAGUAGUCCUCCAAUAAAAAAGAAUGGUGACUAAUUUGUCAUUAACAAAACUCUUCUUUAUUGGUGUUGACAGCUCUUUGUAUAACGCAUGUACUGGUAAAACCACCACACCCUCUAGGAUAACGAAAAAAACAUAUAUUCUGCUUGCCGGAGCACAUGUUUUUCUCUCUAGGGCAAUGAAAUGGCAUCUGGUGCUGCGUGCAUUUAGUGUACAUCUCAGCAUGUUCAUUUCAUAUAACUGCAGCCUUUCACUGUGUAAUUUCACGGUUCACCUGCUAUAAAAGCUCACUAAUGCAGUUCAUGGAGAAGUAACCACUCAUGUCUGUGGCCAGAUGCCAGUGUUGGAACUGUGAUGCCUCUGUCCCGUUGUGACUGAUAGAAGAAUUGAAUACACCAUGCAGCUGUAAAGGAAAAGUUGUGGUACUGUAUUUGCGGGCCAGACUCCACAAGGGGGCAAAAGGGGGCUUAGCCCCCUCAGUUGAAACUUGUGCCCACUCAGUUUUCGUUUUAUGUCUCUAUAUAAAAAUAGAAAAAAAGUUUAAAUGAUUGAGUGACAGGUUGGCGCAUAAUCUGUAUCUCCGCUGCGCUGUGUCAGCACAAUGGACAGAGUUCACCGAGGUGUGUGUAGGGGGCUAUGGAAAGCCACUGGGGUGGUUAUGUAGGAUUUCUUUGGGUUUCUCUAAAAAGUGGGAAAAAAACUCUUCUCAUCUGUGGUAGGCUAAGUAAAUAAUGUGAUACGUCUCCUACUUGUUAUAUUAGAUUUAGAUUUAUAAGGGCGGGCCAAGUUUCCCAUUGAAGCUGGUUCACUUUACUCUGCCUCACGCCCCACCACUAGAGUUUAGUUAGCUUCUUAGCUAGCGUUAGUGUUAUUAGAAUUAGCCUAUUUAGCUAGCUCGAACCAGCUAAUCUGCCACUGCCACGAUGGAUAUCAGAAAUAGGCUUCGCCAAAGUACCCAAACAAAGCCAAACGGAGGAGAGCGAUGAGCAGCAGCAUUAAACCACCGAGGCCGCCGCCAAGCACAGCAGUGAUGGUGCUGCCGAGCUCCGGCUUGCUCCUUGUGCAGAACCUACCCACCUUCCACAAGUGCCGCCAGGAUAAUGGCUCCACAGCCCUCUCCACCUCCGACUGUUCCUGACGAUCUUGGAACAGAGGAGCCAGCCCAGGUUAGCCUAGAAUCCUACCCUAGCCGCAGCUUUUCUGCCCCAAAACAUUCAUUUUAAUAGCAACUGGUUUAUAGGAAGAGAGUGUCUGGAAUACUCGGUUACUGCAGAAUUCAAUAUAAUUCCAAUGCAAAAACCCAAAUGACACCCCUGGGUAUAGCUACAUAUCGGAAGUUACAAAUGUAACUAUGGUUCUACGAAUACCUGGAAGACCGUCAGUACGGUUGAAAGUAUGGAUUAUAGCUCUAUCGCGCUCCGCGCAGGUCGAGUAAUAAAUAACAACAAAGUCACACCGGUUAUGUGACAGCGUGGGAGGACGUGCCCCUGCGGUUCAUAUAAAACCGUACGUCAGACCACGCACUGUCUCAGAGAAUCUUCUCGCCCAAAAGAUUCAGAGUGACAGGAAAGUACUGACAGUCUUCCAGGUAUUCGUAGAACCAUAGUUACAUUCGUAACUUCCGUUCUACUUCAUACCUUUCAGACAGUCAGUACGGUUGACAGUAUGGAUGACUCAUACCAACAAGGUCACGAGGAAUAGCACUACUAACCUCUGAUUAAUGCACCAGUGCCACUGGAAGAAUGGCAGAGCCCAUGGUGUGGCAGGAUUUGACGUUGACCUUGUAAAAUCUUGAGAACGUACAGGGUGACGACCAGGUAGCAGCUGCGCAUAUCUCAUUCAGGGGGAAGCCUCUCAGCGCAGCCCAGGAUGUGGCGACACUUCUGGUCGAGAGGCAUAUCACACCUUCUGGGACAGGGAGCCCUACUCCCUUAUAGGCCUGAGUGAUGACAUCCACAACCCAGUGUGAAAGCCUCUGCUUGGACAAUGCAAGUCCUUUUGACUUCCCACUGAAGCACAGAAACAGCUGGUCUGACUUCCUGUAGUGCUCCGAGGCUUGCAUAUAGCGUUUGAGGGAACGGACUGGACACAGGAGAUUUGCUCACUCCUCCUCCGCAUUCUGGAAAGGAGGGGGACAGUAGGCCGCCAGUUCGAUGGCUUGAUUGAUGUGAAGGGGUGAUAAACCCUUAGGCAAAAAGGCUGGAUUGGGCCAUAAGGUCACGCCUAGGUUGUCUGCCUUCCAUUGUGGGCAGACAGGGCUCAUAGAGAGCGCGUGGAGCUUACUCACACGUUUCGCUGAUGAAAUAGCUAAGAGGAAAGCCGUUUUCAGAGAGAACCAUUUUAUGUCUGGCUCCUCCGUAUGCUCGAAAGGAUGUUUUGUCCGGUAAUAGCAGGAUCGCAGCCGAUCAGUAGAGGGUCGGGCUCUUCAGAGGCCACACCCAUAGCUGUAGUUGGUCUGGGCUGGUAUGCCAUAUCCUGCAUUCCAACUGUGAAAGCAGGUCCUGUCUGUGAAUGAGCUGCCAUGGCUCUCCCUCCAGAUGACUGAGGAGGGUUGGAAACAAGGGUCUCCCUUCUAGGGGCUACAAGCAUACAGUACUCUCCUCGUACAGACCUGUGUUGCCACCCUGCUCCCCAGCCUGUUAGCGAAGCGUCGGUCGUCACUACCUCCCGCUUUGCCGGAAUUGAUCCAAGAGGGACACCUGUAGUCAGGUAGGCUCUCUACCUCCACGGCCGCAGAGUAGCACACCCUUGUCAUCCGUAUUUUGGUGUUUCUGUCCCGCUUGGGGUCCAAGCAGGGGUUGUUGAACCACCCUUUUAGUGGCCUUAAAGACAGCAGGUCUAACGUUGUCACUGCGGAGGCCACCGCGAGAAUGCACAUCAGUUGUUGGAACGUUCGUACCUUCACCAAUGCAUUCAACUGAAAUUGUUGCAGAAGAAGAAUGCUGUCCACACGCUGAGGUGUUAUACAUGCCCUCAUAGUGCGGGAGUUCAGAGCCAUGGAAUAAAGGUGACCUUUUGGCUUGGUGUGAAGUUGCUCUUUUGGUUGUUCAUGGUAAGACCCAGUGCGGUGACGUGGUUCAGUGUCAGCGCUGUGCCCUCGGCCGCACACUCGCGAGAGGGCGCGUAGAUGAGUCAGUCAUCGAAGUACGGAAGGAUCUUGAUCCCUUGUAGGUAGAGGAAGCUCAGGGCUGCGCUCAAUCAUCUUGUGAAGACACGAGGAGCCAUGGAGAGACCGAAGGGUAAUACCACAAACUGGUAUGCCUGGCCCUGGAAGGCGACACGCAGAAAAUGGCUGUGUUCCGGUAACACAGGAAUGUGAAAGUAAGCAUCCUUUAAGUCCAGGGACGUGAACCAUUCCCCUGCGGCUACGAUCUGGAGAACGUCGACCGUCUGCAACAUGUGAAAGUGGAGAACUUUUAGGAAAACAUUGAACCUCUUGGGGGUUGGGGGAGUGGCUGCAUCGCUGUCUGCGGCUGGCGAGCACCUGUGUUAGGCUGGUGGUAGGACCAAGGGCGUGUGUAGGGCUGGGCCGUGAGCGCGGCGAGGUUCACAGGUGUCAGGCCUCACUCUGCCACGACUGUGGUGCCUGGUUUCUGGGCUGUGGGUUCCACAGUGGUGUAGCCUGACUCUGUUUUCUACGUUCAAUGGCCCGCUCAGCUGCGGGGCCGAAGAGCAGUCUGGGGACCACUGGGAGAUUUCUCAGCGUCCGUCUGGAGUCAUCGGGCUUGGGCAAGCCAGACCUGGCGACGAGUCACAACAAGGGUGGACAUCAGUCUGCCUAACUCUCUGGUCAUGAACGCUUGAAGAGAUGCGUCAUUCAGGUUGCAGAGGUCCAGGUCUGCGUGCUCCGGCUGGAGAAUCCUGUUCUGUGCUAGCAUGAGCACUGAGAAGGAAUUCCCAAUGCGGGCCAUGCGGGCCGCUGUGUCGUAGGCCCGUGACAGUAGCUCAUCUGUGGCCCUGCAUUGAGGUCUGGGGCAGUGGGCGUCAUCUUUCAGGGCUUCAUCUGGGGAGAGCAUUAGCUCUGCUAUGCAUUCAUCCACCUUAGGCAUAUGGUCCAGCCCAUGUUGUUUUGCGUCACACAUGGCAGAUAGCGUCCUGCUGUCCUUGCCGUGCUGGGCAAGGGCCCGCGGGUCAGCCCAGCAUCUAUGAAGCUCCGUAAGAAAAGCCGGUGAAGGUGGCACAUUGAAUGGUGUAGCUGCCGGGGCCUUCUUAAAGAAUGGGUUAGCUGCAGGGGCUGAGGCUUGAGGGUCAUCAAGCCUAGCUAAGGCCGCACGCAGGACCACGCGUAGUGAGGCAGAGCUUCCUUCUGACUCCGUGUGAUCAGAGCCUUGGAAUGACUCCUCUGCCCCAUCUUUAGCGUUGAGACUGAAUGGGUCCACAACACUGGUUGGCACUUCCUUCACCAUGUUGGGUGUGUCAUCAUCCUGGUCACUAAAGUGCCGGUUGGAUGUCCAAGUGGACAGCAGGUCAUCAACCCGGCUAUCUGGGGGGACGCAACAGAGUCCUCUGUUGCGUCCCCCAUGCUGGAGGGUGUGCUAGAGGGCCUCGACUCAGAUAAGGAAUUGACCUUCCGAAUUAGGCUCUUAUUUUUGUACUUUUUUACCGGGGGGGCAUCGGUUUCGUGGGCUUUCCCUCUUUUGGUGGCCCUGGGUGGGUCCUGGUGAACAACGCUGGACGCUGGUAAAUUAUCUGUGAAAACCAGGCCCUCAACUCUGGCUAGCCGCGCUUCUCUCACCUUCACAGGCAGGAUGGCGCAGUUAACGCAGGGGUCAGAAAGGGCCUCACGCAGGUGGCCAAUGUCUAGGCAGGCGGGGCACAGGUCAUGACCAUCUUCUACUAGUUCAGCUCCACAAGAGGAGCAGCCAUGCAUGCAAUACACUGAUUCAUCAAAUGAACUAAUAUAAUAGUAACCGAAGACUGUAUACAACAGCUACAAUAAUCUGUCGGGAGCUGUACAGCACCCGCAAAAAUAAAUAAUUUUGGGUGAGCCUAGCUAUGACCACAGGGCUGGAGCAGGAGAGGUAACAUGUUUGAACGUAGGCUUAUUUAUGCGAAACAUGCAGAAAUGGCCGUCGUUUGUUAAGGCAAGCUGACAACACACAGUGGCAGCUAUGUGGAGUUGAUAAGCUAGCUGACGACACACAGUGGCAGCUAGGUUGAGUUAGUAAACUAGCUAGCUAGCUUGUAGCAUGCUAGUAAUACCAGGGGAGAGGGAUGCCUAGGGGAGGCAAUCCGAAUCUCACGUCAUAUAGCUGGCUAGGCUAACAAUCUUCCUAGAUGUGGUUAUCUAGGGAAGUGACCCAUUCGAGUUUUAAAUAGUCGAAGGACGACUAGUGCCCAGUGGCCUCGAUAACGAGCACAGCAGUGGAGGAUAUCUUGACAAGGUUAGCACCAGAGUAGUCAGCACAAGACAAGGAAGCCAGAUAUCCUCUGAUAAAAGGGAUAGGUAGGGGAGAGCUGUCACACAGCCUUGGAGGGCGAAUUUCGUGCUCUGACUCACAGGUCACAGGCUGUUGGUGACAGACUGACAGUACACACAACUCAUACAGAGUUUAGCUUACCCUACCGGGACCUGGGAAGAUGCAAUCCGAAAAACGGGAGCAGCGGAGCAGUCAACUUGCGUGAUACAGCUAAGCUAACUUUGCGAGGGAAAUGAGACAGUGGUCUGACGUACGGUUUUAUAUGAACCACAGGGGCACGUCCUCCCACGCUGUCACGACACCGCCGUGACUUUGUUGUCAUUAUUACUCGACCUGCGCGGAGCGCGAUAGAGCUAUAAUCCAUACUUUCAAUCGUACUGACGGUCUGAAAGGUAUGAAGUAGAACGGUAUGUUUCAUCGUAGAAAUGGAUACAUUCUAUUAUGGUUUUCUUGGUAGUCUAUUGGUUUUUGUGGUUGUAAAUGUAUGUAUUGGAAAUGUGUUUAUGAUAGGCUGGCAUUUCUUAAUUGAUUACGUGGCUCAAAUUUGAUCAACAGAAGUGUAUUGUGCCAUAUCACAACGUGCUGCUGCACUCACGGGCGCCAUGAUUUUCCAAGCGGGCCUAUUUGUUUGGCAAGACCGCUGUGCAUGGCUGCAUCUCACUGUAGUAGUUGUGUCGGUAUUCUAAGCUGGUAUUCUAAGCCUGCAUGAAUAACUAAGCUAUUUUGUUAAGACAGCUGUGUGUACGGCUGCAUUCACAUGGCUGUUUGUAGUAGGUGAAUUACCCUAUUUAUCUUGUAGCCUAUAUUCAUUACCAAAACGACCUCACUUUAGUGUGUAGGGCGCUGUCCAUUGUGCUGAUACAGUGCAACGGCAAUAGGCUACAGAUUUAGUGCCAACCUGUCACUUCAAAAGCACUCAAUAUAAUUCCAAAGCAAGAUCCCCCGCCCCCCCAAAAAACGAUUUCAACUGCCCCCUUAUCCUGGCACCGGGUCUGUAUUUGUGUGCUAGUGAGCACUGUAAAAAGAAUGGCAGAACCCAUUUCUACUAACACAGAGGGUAGGAUGUAGUAAUAUUAAUAUAAAAAUGUAGGACCUUAUUUCUCCUACCUUCUCUAUUGUGUACGGGUACAGGUCCCUCCCUAAACACGAGCGCCUGGUGGACCUGCAUGGCUCGGUGAUUGACCACACAUAUGGCGGAGGCUCCAGCAUCGCUGUGCUUCUCAUCAUGGAGAGGCUUCACAGAGAUCUCUACACAGGCCUGAAGGUAACCACAUAUCUAUUAUAUACCCUAAUAUAGUUCAUCUUGCACAUAUGAUGACAUAAGUGAUUCGCACACUGAGGUCUACCUUACCAUCUCCCUCUCUCUCUCUCGCUCGCUCUCUCUAUCAGGCUGGUUUAUCAAUGAAGGAGAGACUCCAGAUUGCUCUGGACGUGGUGGAAGGCAUUCGCUUCCUGCAUGGUCAGGGGCUUCUGCACAGAGACAUCAAACUAAAGAAUGUGCUGGUGAGUGAGGGUUAAAGGUGCUUUCUCAAAUCAUGCUAAAUGUAACACUAGCGUUGAUCACUACAUUAUCAAUUUAUCAAAUCAGUAUAAUUUCCAUUGAUUUUUAUUUAGACAUAGUUCUAAUUUUGAGCUGAUUUAGCUGUGGUCAUCAUGGCUCAGUGGAAACGCUCCAGCACCACACACACACCAAUGAAUUCCUCAUUAUUUCCAUCAUAUUCAUAUUCCGCCUGUGCUGCUUGCUUGGUUAUGUAAGAAUAGCCCAGCCCUGCCUACACAGUAUGACGUUUGGCUCAUAUCUCACUGUUCUGCUGUGUCCUCUGACUGACUCAAUUAUGUGUGAAAAUGAGGGCAAUGUUUAAUGAGACAUACUAUGGAGGUCACAGGCUACUAUACUACAAUAAAGGGCUGUAUUGUUAGGACAGAGUUAUGGAAAAUGAUUUAACUUCCCUCAUAAAUUGAAUGUUCUGGGGCAUUGGAUGUUCCGAGUGGAAUGAUAGAUAUGUACUGAACUUUUUGGAAUUUAGGUUUGAGUUGAAAAUUGGGGGAAAAAUCACUUAACCCCUCUUUGUAUAGAGGACUUAAGGGUAUGCUUUUUUGACUGUGUGUAUACCCUGAGAAACCAAUAUUUAUGGUCCUGAAAUUUCACAUCUUGCCAGACGUGUUCCUAACCUGUGCUGUCGUUUGUCCCUCCCUCAGUUGGACAAACAGAACCGGGCCAAGAUCACAGACCUGGGCUUCUGUAAGCCAGAGGCCAUGAUGUCCGGCAGCAUCGUAGGAACCCCAAUCCACAUGGCCCCUGAGCUCUUCACAGGUCAGCUAUCCUGCUACUCAGUCACAGUGCUGCAUCAUGGACCACCUCUUAUUCUAGGCUCUUUGGUUUAACCCCAAGUCUCACCUCUCUCUUUCUUCAGGAAAGUAUGAUAAUUCUGUGGAUGUCUAUGCCUUUGGAAUCCUGUUCUGGUACCUCUGCACUGGCUCCGUCAAACUCCCAGAGUCCUUUGAGAAAUGCUCCAGCAAGGACCAGUUGUGGAAUAAUGUUAAAAAAGGUGAUGUACAAUUCCAGCUCGAGCAAACCCACAGCUAAAAUACUAAUUCACACUGACGACUGAAUAUGAUCAAAACCAAAUAGCUUGUUGUAACAUUUGUCUUUUAUCCAGGAUUUACAGUGUGUCUGUUUGUGGAUGAGAUGUGUUGUGUGUGUGUCUGUUGGCUGAAUUGGACUAGAGAGCUGCCCGGGCCUCAUUUGUGCCCAUGUUUGCAGGCGCGCGCCCCGAACGGUUGGCCAACUUUGAUGAGGAAUGCUGGCAGCUGAUGGAGGCCUGCUGGAACGGAGACCCUUCCCAGAGGCCCCUGCUCGGCAUCGUAGAGCCCAGCCUGCAAAGCAUCAUGGUACGGCUCUGCAAUUGUGGCUCAGAUCAGAAGAGCAGUAGCCUGGACUCAAACUGACAAACUCUGAGAGGACCACAGUUGCAAAGGAUUAUGAUCAAAAAAUGUACUUUUUGUUGUAUUUAUGGAAAAAGGACAGUGUGUUUCUGGAAGGCCAAGAGAGGAGAAGACCAAUAAUAAAGAUUGACAAAGACAGUGUUCCUCUUCCUUUACAGGAGUUAUAUAUACACUAUUUAAGCUGAAACAGGACAAACAUUUAUAUGGAUAUGUGUUUGUGCCGUGUGUAUUUGUAUAGUAUACAAACUCUAGCAGACACUAUGCUUCCGUCUUAGCUGGCAUGCUAAUUGCUGCUUGGUCAUAGGAUUGUUACUAGAUAAAACAUUUUAAAUGUAGUAAUAAAAAAAUAAACAAAUGCAGUAUUAUAUAGAAAAAUAUUAAUUUUAGGUUGUAUUUAAACUGG
Molecule: messenger RNA, 30577 nt
Organism: Coregonus sp. 'balchen'
Lineage: Eukaryota; Metazoa; Chordata; Actinopteri; Salmoniformes; Salmonidae
Source: the annotation of a GenBank genome assembly